AUGUCGUUCGACCCGGAUGCACAGCCGUACUUCGACAAGCAGAAGGACCGCCGUGUGUGUUUCAUAACGGGGGGAAACUCAGGUUUGGGAUUCUACACAGUAUUGCACCUGUAUCUACAUGGAUACAUAGUGUACAUAGCAGGGAGGAACAGGCAACGGGUGGAGGUGGCAAUGAAGAAGCUCCGGAGCGAGGCGCUCAUCCGGCGAGCGAAUCAGAACGCACACGAGUUGGAAAACAGGCAUCUAGGAGAGUUGAAGUUUGUCGAGUUGGAUCUCUGCAAGCUCAAAUCGGUGGAGCACGGGGUGGUGCAGUUCAAGAGGCAGGAAAAGCGGCUAGACCUGCUGAUUCUGAACGCCGGGAUCAUGGCUGUGCCGUACGGGAAGACGAAGGAUGGCUUUGAGGUGCAGUUGCAGACAAAUUACAUUUCACAUUUCCUCAUAGCCGACCGACUAGUCGAAUUAAUGCAGGAUCCAGACGUGGUGAAGGACCCACGCAUCAUCUAUCUUUCGUCCGUGGGCCAUUGGUUCACGCCGUUCCCAUUUAAGCUCUCGUGGCAGUACAAUUACUGGCCAAAUAUCGUUUUUACGUGGUUUCGGUACGGGAUGGCGAAAACUGCCGGCAUCCAGAUGAUCCGGUCGCUUUGCAAGCGGCACUCGAACAUCCUGUGCGUGGCGGUGCACCCCGGAUUUGUGAUGAACACGAAUCUUUUCAGCCACUUCACCCGGCUCCCGAUAAUCGGAUUAUUCUUCUGGGUCAUGUUUCAGAUCUUCGGGUGGCUUUUUGGUGUUUCCAACGAGGAAGGCUCGUAUUCAACACUUCGAUGCGGGCUUGGUGCUGAUCUCACUGCUGCAAAGGAUAACGGAAAGUACUUUGCGACGUUUGGAGUGCAGGAAAAGCCAAGUUGGACUGCACGCAACAUUGAUUAUGCCUGUGAAAGCUGGGCGUGGACCGUCCAGGAGUUGAGGAAGAGGGGGCACGAGAUUGGGAACUGA
Messenger RNA from Brettanomyces bruxellensis, 993 nucleotides. RefSeq lists its product as uncharacterized. The coding region runs from base 1 to 993 and encodes 330 amino acids. The transcript has a single exon. NCBI's taxonomy places the organism in Eukaryota, Fungi, Ascomycota, Pichiomycetes, Pichiales, Pichiaceae. The record is from RefSeq and is a predicted model, not a curated record.